Parastagonospora nodorum SN15 is the source of this 183-nucleotide messenger RNA. RefSeq lists its product as hypothetical. Bases 1 to 183 code for a protein of 60 amino acids. NCBI's taxonomy places the organism in Eukaryota, Fungi, Ascomycota, Dothideomycetes, Pleosporales, Phaeosphaeriaceae. The transcript is spliced from 2 exons. The record is from RefSeq and is a predicted model, not a curated record.
AUGUCGUCGAUGCAGAAGAACAGUGGAGCUACCGCGCGCCUUACAAGUGGAGCGCCGGGGCGUGAUGUCUCGGUGACAAAGCUUUAUCUUAUCGCGUCGACAGCCUACAGCUGCGCCCAGGGCUGGCUGCGUGUCGUCGUGACAUCGUCUAACAUUAUCCCCACCCCAUACACCGCCAGCUAG